Molecule: messenger RNA, 2827 nt
Organism: Tachysurus fulvidraco (yellow catfish)
Lineage: Eukaryota; Metazoa; Chordata; Actinopteri; Siluriformes; Bagridae
Gene: stm
Product: starmaker
Exons: 22
Coding region: 197-2146 (649 amino acids)
Source: RefSeq, a predicted model, not a curated record
ACCCUGUUUUAAUGAAUGCAACUCAAAUCAUUCCCGUGUGACACCUCUGUCUUACAGGCUCUGCCUCCUCAAGCUCGGGGAGGGCUCAUGGUAUAAAAGCUGCAGGACAUGAUCCAGCCAGGAUUCAGAUUUACAGGAGAGCACAGAAAAGCCUGUCUCGCCCUCCUUCUCUUUCAGACUGCUCUACCAUUCUGUCAUGAUGCACACACGGGCAAUGGUUGUUUUGCUGGUCGUUGUUUUCGUGUCUGUCGCUUUGUCUGCACCAAUCAGUGAUGGCACAGACAACGAUGACAAAGCACAGGCACCGCUAGACGUAUUGAUGGGUGAUAACAAUGAAGUUCACCCGACUAACAGCCCCGUAAACAGAGACUCGGGAACUACAGAUGGAAAAGACUCUUCAGAGAACAGAGACGGUACAGCAAGUGACCCAGCAGAUACAACAGAAAAACCAGGUGACACGAGUCAGGAUGAAACCACGAGUGGUCCAGAUUCCACUGAUUCUUCUGAAUCUGCAGUAGAAAAAAAGGACUUGGACAUAUCAGACCCAGCUGAAGAGAAUAAUAGAGAUCCUCUAGAUGACACAGAAGUAACAGACACACAGACAGAUUCUGCUGAUACGGAUUCAACACUAAUCUCAUCAGAUGAAAUGGACUCUGUGGACAAGACCUCCUCCAGUACAGAGACAGGGUCACGUGAUGAGGAUAAAGACAAGGAUUCUAAAGAAACUGAAAAGCAGAAGUCAGACAGCAGCGCUGAUACAAACAAGGACAGUAAAGAACAAGAUGUAGAGAAAAACUCAGAGAUGGAGGAUAAGGACAAAGCUGCCGGUAAAGCUGUGGACAGUGACGGAGAUGGUGAUGAGACUAGAGACAGAGAAGACACUGAAGGGAAAGAUUCAUCAGAAAGAAAGGACAAGACCAACAAGUCUGCUGAUACUGACAAAGAUACUGACCAUGACACAAGAAGUUCUUCAGACAUGACAGAGGUCAGUGACAGCACUGAGAAGACUGAGAAAGAGAAGGAUCAGGACACUGAGAAAGAGAAGGAUCAGGAUACUGAGAAAGACAAGAAUCAGGACACUGAGAAAGAGAAGGAUCAGGACACUGAGAAAGAGAAGGAUCAGGACACUGAGAAAGAGAAGGAUCAGGACACUGAGAAAGAGAAGGAUCAGGACACUGAGAAAGAGAAGGAUCAGGACACUGAGAAAGAGAAGGAUCAGGACACUGAGAAAGAGAAGGAUCAGGACACUGAGAAAGAGAAGGAUCAGGACACUGAGAAAGACAAUGAUAGAAAUACAGACAAUGGCAGAGAUAGUGAUAAAGAUGAUGGUGAUAAAAAUGAUGGUGAUAAAGAUGACAGUGAUAAAGAUGAUGGUGAUAAAGAUGAUGGUGAUAAAGAUGACGGUGAUAAAGAUGAUGGUGAUAAAGAUGAUGGUGAUAAAGAUGAGGAUAGGGACAGCGAUAGAGACAGUAAGAAAGAUGAUAAGGACAGCGAUGGAGACAGAGACACAGACAAUGAUGUGGAUAGCAAAGACUUAACAGAUGAGGAGGAUAGUGCAGACAGUGACAAGGACACCACAGAUGAAUCAAGCAUUGACAAAAGCAAUGAGAAGGAGGAAAAGGACACUGACCAAGAGACAAAGAACAAGUUUGAGGAAUCUACGAGGAACUCCCAGCCAGACUCGCUGAACUUGGACUCCUCAAGUAAAGAGGACAGUCAGGACAGAGAGAUGAGCAGCAGUGAGUCCACUGAUAAAGAAAGUUCAGACAGCAUGGACCAUGCUGACAAGGACAGCACUGAGACAGAUGGAGAAGUGUCAGAUGUCAGUGCUAAUAGUUCAGAGAUAGAUUCUACUCCUGAUGCAACAUCACUUGAAACAGCUGAAGACUCUCAGGGUGACUCCAGUGAUGAGAAUGACAAUGAUGACUCAAGGGAUGUAACAGAGUCUAAAUCACAGGAGAACACUGAUGAAGACACUGAUGUAGAUACAACUGAUGAAGCUAAUGAUACAGAUAUGGAUGAAGAUGACAAAGUGCAGAAUGAUACUGAGGCAGCCCCAUCUGAUGUACCUGACCAGCCAGAUCAUCUAGAUGACACACCACAAGGGUCUGUUGUUGGAAGCAAUAACGCUUCUCUAAGCUCCUAGCACCAGAGUACCACUGGCUGAAACAGUUUAACAGGGUCACGCAAUACAGUAAAUGGUGAAGUAAAAGAGAAGCAACAGAAGUCACUGUGCUAACAGCUAACAACAUUUUAUAACUUUCUGUCCCCACUGAUGAAGGGUUCUUGGAUGGAAAAUAAGUUAUUCUGUGUGGUUUAUGUUCUGUUUUUUGUUUUGUUUAAUUUGAGGAGAAACGUAUAGGUCAAAAUAUUUCUUUUUAUUCAAACAUAGAAAGAUUGAAACUUAGUAAUUAGUCACAAAUAUAAUGUUUGUAUUUUUGUUCUAUACUGUUAAAGACAAAAUCAUUGACCACAAGCAUGUCUGUGGAACUUUCUUUAAGAGACAAUAUUUCCAUCUGACUGUGCUCCAUCUUCUAGACUGACACUGUUCUCCUUAACGCAGCCAGAUGGUGUCUGGCUGAAACAUCAAACACACGUGACAUAUUGCUUAUUUAAAUAUAUUAAAGUGUUUCCUAAAAUAAAUGUGUACAGACAGAUCUGCUUAACUGUACAUUGAGUUCAUAUCUCUGGACGUAUAGUGAUGAAAUUGUGAUUUAACGACACAAAUUGUUUGCCAAUUACUGCAAUGACAGAGAUAUAGAUUAAUUAAUGUCACUAAAAUGUGCACACAGGGACCAAUUCUAAUAAAAAAGAGUUGUCAGACAAA